This is a messenger RNA of Podospora anserina S mat+, 891 nucleotides long. RefSeq lists its product as uncharacterized. Gene Ontology annotation, molecular function: hydrolase activity. The coding region runs from base 1 to 891 and encodes 296 amino acids. The record is from RefSeq and is a predicted model, not a curated record. NCBI's taxonomy places the organism in Eukaryota, Fungi, Ascomycota, Sordariomycetes, Sordariales, Podosporaceae. The transcript is spliced from 2 exons.
AUGAAGGGCCUUUUAUCACGCGCCCUGACGCUGGCAACUGCGCUCUUCCAGCGACAGGCUCUUGUCUGGGAUGGCACAUGCUCAACGGGCAUACACAUGAUCGUUGCCCGUGGAUCUACUGAACCUGACGGGUAUGGCCGGAUUGGAGUUGUGGCCCAGAAUGCUUCCUUGCUGAUACCCAACUCUUCAAUUGCCACCAUCGUCUAUCCAGCAACAUUCGAAAAUUACUUUACCUCCUAUGCAACGGGAGCCUCCGAGUUUGAGAAGCUUGUUCUUCAAUAUGUGGACGCCUGUCCUGAUAGCAAGGUCGCUCUGCUGGGCUAUUCGCAGGGAGCUCACGCCAUGAUGGACGCUGUCUGCGGAAACAGUGAUGAUGGGUUCUUUGUGUCCCCCGAAUUCCAGAAGGCACUUGGCUCGCAAGUUAUUGCAAUCGUUGCAUUCGGCUCCCCUGACUUCAAUAAAACUCACCCCUGGAGCGCUGGCACAAGCACCGGUGCGGGCUUGUUCGCUCGUAAAAACAUUACCGCUUGUGAGCCAUACGCAGCUAGAAUUCGCAGCUGGUGUGAUGAAGGUGAUAUUUAUUGCGACCUGGGAUCAGACCGGUCGGUGCAUGGAUCAUACUUUGCCAAUUACACCCUCGAUGCAGCCGAGUUCAUUGCAGAGAGGUUCAACAGCUCUGACACCGUCGUUGACGUCCCUACAACUACUGCUCCUCCUACCACCACACCAACUCAGUCGGGAACCGAGACAACUGAUGGGACGACAACUGAGACAACUACAGACACGACAACAACCAGUACCCCAGGCUCCGGCGCUGGAUCGUUCAACCCCUCUUGGAUAAUGAUACUGUCGAUGGCGGGCACCUUGAUGAUUUGGACCGAGCUUCUAUGA